Mytilinidion resinicola is the source of this 2316-nucleotide messenger RNA. RefSeq lists its product as uncharacterized. Lineage: Eukaryota; Fungi; Ascomycota; Dothideomycetes; Mytilinidiales; Mytilinidiaceae. The transcript has a single exon. The coding region runs from base 19 to 2130 and encodes 703 amino acids. The record is from RefSeq and is a predicted model, not a curated record.
CUUCCCGGUGGAGUAAUGAUGGUAGCAGGUGGCUACUCGAUUCCUGCCUCCUCGAACUCACGUCGCAAGCGCGCAAACGUCGCCCAAGCCGCAAACACGCAAGCCUACUUCCUCAACACGACGUCGAACACUUGGAUAUCCGAGUACUCUCCUCCCGCAAAUGUUUCUGGAAUGCCCGCAGAACAGAGCACUGGCCCUCUUUCUAAGACGUCGCAAAAGGCCGGCCUAGGCGUAGGAAUCGGCAUUGGUUGCGCAGCUGUUGUUGGCUUAUUGGCGUUCUAUCUUUGGUAUAGUCGACGACUUAGGAAGCAAAGAGACUUCCGAGAAAAAGAUCUGAGGGAGCUGGCUCUUGGUGCUCAUCGCUACAACGCCGAAGGAGUCACACCGGGUGAGAUUGACAGGCGAGGUGGGAGCAUCGAAGCGGCUGAAUAUCUUGAUGCGACUGGCCAUGGUCCAUACCCAGUAGAUGUUACUCGAUCGAAAAGUUGGAGGGGAUCAGGAAAUCAAGAAGCUGAGCGUACUGGUCUACUGGUGGAAAUACCGAGUCCUACGAGAGGCCUUCGUCGAAGUUUGCCCGGACGCGGAAACCAUCACCUUAUCCCCAGAUACGACGAGAGACGAGCGCAAGGACCUGGUGAUAUUCAUCCUAUUGACGAGCUAGAAGAAGAAGAGCAGGACGUUACGACUAAAGCGCCAGAUAUGAGCGAGCGAGCAGCUGUUAACCCUCUCCGAACAUCCGCAUUCGCGAAUGCUCCGACUCUAGAUCCGUUUACCGACCCGAACCCUCUAAGCAGCCAUCCAGUCUCAGGCCUUACUCGAGACCUACUCACUCAGUCUGCUCCACCCUCUCCAGAACAUGAAAAUGCGGAUCACCCUCGAGCUUGGUCGCCGGAUUGGGACCUAGCUGCCAAUGCACUUCUGGCUCGUGGCCCCAGCCCCUACACUGGCCGAGUUUCUCCGGACAAAUCAGACCGCACAGGCUCGAAUCUCAGCGAGCGAAGCACGCGUUCAAACCUUUCUUCGCGCUCUACUGGGGCAGGGAGCGUAGUUCGAAGCGUCUCCAUUCGCUCGGCAGCUCUUUUGAACACCAUGUCAAACCCGUUCACAACACCAGAGAACAGCCCCACCCGCGAGAAGCACCAUCGACAGAGCGGCGGCUGGCAGAGUGCCCAAGAUCCCCGUACCCGAUCAUUCACGAGUACGCGGCCGAGUACUGCGAACGGUGACGCAGACUCAUUCAUCACUGCGCGAUCCAAUUUCGGUCAACUCCAGGCUGAAGGCGAAGCGCUUCUCGGCGGUCGACCCGAUACAUCAUACGAGUCGUCCUCAGGUUCCGUCGCCGGCUCAAACGGAUACCCAGAAAUGUCUGCCGCAACAACCACAGUGCUAACAUCAGCAACCUCUAUGGACUCUCGCCCCACCCGCGAACGCCGCAAGAGCUGGCUCGGUAGCGUACGCCGUGCUCUCGCCCGUUCAGCUGCAAUCUCACCUCCGGAGGACCGCACCAAAAGCUUAACCGCCUCCGCUCCAUACAGCGAGUGGACGGCUACCUCCCCUACUACGCCUAGUCAGGUCAGUCCAACCCGUAGUACAGCACCACCGCGCCGGGCAGCCUCCGACGCCAGCUUCUGGCGCUCGAAACGCGGCGCUCGCGACUGGGAUAUCGAUAUUGACGGCCCGUCUGAAGAAGGCAGACCUAAAUGGCGGCGUAACAGCGGUGAUGACUGGGGUGCUCCGGAGGAUGAGGAGGCCAGACAAAAGGAACAGCAGGAGGCGGAGAUGGACUGGGACGUUGAAGCAGCGGUAGAGGCAAGGGUCGUCCAGGUUAGCUUCACAGUCCCACGCACGAGGCUGCGGGUCGUCAAUGCAGAUGACGCGGCGAGCUUGAGGAGUGUGAGUGCGCUAAGCAGACUGGGAAGUGUUCGGAGUAAGAAGAGUGUAGAGAGGAGCGGAGGAAGUCGCGAGGACGUGAAAGAGGGCAUUCAGGAGGUCUUGAACGAAGAUCCUAGGGAAACAGUUCUAAGAACGCCAUCUCCGCCUCCAUCCCCGCCAAGAUCUCCUCCACGACCAACGGGGAGUCCGGGCUCGAAAGUCGCGGAACGUGUGAAGAUGUUCGAAGGGGGUUUGUAGAUAAGAUUGAUGAUUUGAUUGGCGGCUUUCUUGUAGGUACUUGUAGGGUGGAUCUUUGGACCUUCGCUUGGACAGCAGGAUGGCGUUAUGGAAUGGGAUCCGGUAUACCUGGGGUUUUCUGAAGCGUGGUGUUUCAGCGCUGCUGUGGCAGGUUUUUAGACCCUGAUUUUGCAAUUAAGAUACAUU